CAACGGCUGGAGCCUGUUUGGGAGCCGCCGCGGGCCCCCGGAGCCGGCCACCAUGUACUGCCUGCAGUGGCUGCUGCCCGUCCUGCUCAUCCCCAAGCCCCUCAACCCGGCCUUGUGGUUCAGUCACUCGAUGUUCAUGGGCUUCUACCUGCUCAGUUUCCUCCUGGAGCGGAAGCCUUGCACRAUCUGUGCCUUGGUCUUCCUGGCAGCCUUAUUCCUCAUCUGCUACAGCUGCUGGGGGAACUGCUUCUUGUACCACUGCACAGGGUCCCAGCUGCCGGAAUCAGCUCACGAUCCCAGCAUAGUAGGCACCUAGAACCCAACAAUCCCCCAGUCUGCUGACAGCUCUGGUUUGGCUUUUWAAAAAGGGGGGCUAGGGAGGAGGGAGGGGUGUUCAGCCUGUUCCCUCUAAGGUGUGUGUGGACUAGAAGGGUAAAUUCCUCACCAGCCCUCCCACUCUGCCUGUGAAUUCCGACUCGUUUACUGUGUGAACUCUGGCAGUGCCACCGAAAGGAAACACAUCUUUUUUUUCCUUCCCAUAUCACUGGGAACRGACACCAGCCCUCCCAGCUGAGCACCAGUGGAGGAAGGAGCUGUUGCCUCUGCCCGACUGUUGCAUGGUGGAGUUGUGUGUCACUCACCUGUCUGCAUCAGGCCACGGUGGCCUAACUUAGGCCUAACUUAGGGCUCUCAGCCUGCUGAUUCUGCUCAAGUAAACAAGAUUCUCACCAUCUUUCUGCGCGUGGGGAGCCAGCCCCAAGAUCAAGGGAAGGUUCAACAGCUGACAGAUGCACUUGGCCAAAAGCUGCUGGAGCCAGAGGCGGUUGAGUCGUCAUCUCCUGCUCUUCCUGCCAAAGAGGUGUGUGCUGCACAAGUGCUUUCUGAACUCCUCCUGCUGCCAGGUCACAGCCUGAAAACCUCAGUUAUGUUGCUGCUUUUACAGAGACUCACGCAGUGGAGAUGUCCUCUUCCCCUUCUAGAUUUCUAGGCUUCACUGACUGUUGGGACGAAGAACAGUUACGGUGCAAGAUGUGGGGUUUCCAAAGCCGCUCUAUAAACCUCA
Molecule: messenger RNA, 1063 nt
Organism: Nothoprocta perdicaria
Lineage: Eukaryota; Metazoa; Chordata; Aves; Tinamiformes; Tinamidae
Gene: BLCAP
Product: BLCAP, apoptosis inducing factor
Exons: 1
Coding region: 53-316 (87 amino acids)
Source: RefSeq, a predicted model, not a curated record